This is a messenger RNA of Dipodomys ordii (Ord's kangaroo rat), 1128 nucleotides long. RefSeq names its product engrailed homeobox 1 (gene En1). The transcript is spliced from 8 exons. Gene Ontology annotation, cellular component: nucleus. NCBI's taxonomy places the organism in Eukaryota, Metazoa, Chordata, Mammalia, Rodentia, Heteromyidae. The coding region runs from base 1 to 1128 and encodes 375 amino acids. The record is from RefSeq and is a predicted model, not a curated record. Gene Ontology annotation, biological process: neuron differentiation; regulation of transcription by RNA polymerase II; multicellular organism development. Gene Ontology annotation, molecular function: DNA-binding transcription factor activity, RNA polymerase II-specific; RNA polymerase II cis-regulatory region sequence-specific DNA binding.
AUGCCUCUCAAUCCGCGGGCCCAGCUCAGAGUCCUCGCUGGCAUGGACCGAGCCUGGGAGCGGGUCUUCUCUGUCUGGAAACUUCUCCAGCAGUCACCAUCCCUGCCAAGCCGACGAAGUUUUCUUGUUUGCAAAGAAACUGGUCUGGGUUUACAAAUAGGGUUGAAGAAGGCUGCCCAGAACCCCAGCGAGGGCCCUGCAUCUCGCCCGCCUCUGUCCCGCGCAGCCCGAACACGGCGCAAACCCGCGAGCAGCGAGCAGCCGGAAGAGAGUGGGGGCACCUGGAGAUUUCGGGGAGUCUUUGGGUAUGAGGCCAAAGGGGACCUGGAAGACUCCAAGACGGGUCUGGGAGUGGCUUGGCCGCAGCCCGGGGCCCAGCUACACCGCACCACCAACUUUUUCAUCGACAACAUUCUGAGGCCGGAUUUCGGCUGCAAAAAGGAGCAGCCGCCGCCGCAGCUCCUGGUGGCGGCGGCAGGCGGAGGAGGAGGAGGAGGACGAGGAAGCCAGAUCGAGCGCGACAGAGGCCAGAAUGGCGCAGGUAGAGACCCAGUCCACCCCUUGGGCACGCGGGCGCCAGGCACUGCCUCGCUCCUAUGCGCCCCGGACGCGAACUGUGGCCCACCCGACGGCUCCCAGCCGGCCACCGUCGCCGGCGCGGCCUCCUCGAAAUACCCGGAGCACGGGAACCCGGCCAUCCUACUCAUGGGAUCCGCCAACGGCGGGCCCGUGGUCAAAACUGACUCGCAGCAACCCCUGGUCUGGCCCGCCUGGGUCUACUGCACGCGCUACUCGGACCGCCCGUCCUCCGGUCCGCGCACCAGGAAGCUGAAGAAGAAGAAGAACGAGAAGGAGGACAAGCGGCCGAGGACGGCGUUCACGGCCGAGCAGCUGCAGAGACUCAAGGCGGAGUUCCAGGCGAACCGCUACAUCACCGAGCAGCGGCGGCAGACCCUGGCCCAGGAGCUCAGCCUCAACGAGUCGCAGAUCAAGAUCUGGUUCCAGAACAAGCGCGCCAAGAUCAAGAAAGCCACGGGCAUUAAGAACGGCCUGGCGCUGCACCUCAUGGCCCAGGGACUGUACAACCACUCCACCACCACGGUCCAGGACAAAGACGAGAGCGAGUAG